GUUAGUGAGGUUAGAUACGUUUGUUUACAAAGUCCCAGGACACAUUGAAAUAUAAUUCAAACAUUUGAUUAUUAAUUUAAAAAGAAAAUUCAUCUUUCCGGUGGCGCAAAUUUUCUAAGGCGGGCCGACAAGAAAUUAAAGAAAAAUGUACAAAUUAGCGGGAAAAUCCGUAGGUGACGUACAGUGAAAAUCAGUUGAAAUGCUGCAUUAAAAGAAACAAGACCUAAAAAGGUCAGUGAUAAAUUUGUUACGUAAUUAAAAAAAUUUUUUUUUUUUUUAAAAUAUAAUGUAAUUGAAUAUUUGCAGGUAGGAUGAAUGACAGAUUGGUCUCCUUAUAAUGGUUGUGACCAAAAGAAACGGGAUGGGACCAAUAAUAGUUGUGGUGUUUACGAUAUUCUUCGUAACGGACCUCUCGCCUAUGUGAAUCUUCAAGAUCCAAAAAAAGUUUGGGAAAAUUUGCGUCGUAAUUUCAGUAAUUGUGACAAAAAUGGAAAUACGACUUGGAUUCAUUACAAGAAGUUAAUGUUCCUGCAGCCAUUUAUUCAACACAAAAGCAUCAACAAAACAUCGAAAAAUUUCGAUGAGGAUACAAUCAGGGAAGAAACAAGUAAUCAGGAUUUGCAGUCUUCUUUACCCGACGAAUCAACAACUUCGCUACAUAUCGAGUCAUCAACACAGACUUCGUCAGCAAAUUCCUGUCCUUCGAUAGAUGUUAAUCCAGCAAUACCGAGUCCUGUGUCUUCAGCCGGAUCAUCUACGUCACAAUAUUUACAUUUCCGUUCUUCUUUACCCGACGAAUCAACAACUUCGCUACAUAUCGAGUCAUCAACACAAUCUUCAUCAGCAAAUUCCUGUCCUUCGAUAGAUGUUAAUCCAGCAAUACCGAGUCCUGUGUCUUCCGCCGGAUCAUCUACGUCACAAUAUUUACAUUUCCGUUCUUCUUUACCCGACGAAUCAACAACUUCGCUACAUAUCGAGUCAUCAACACAGUCUUCAUCAGCAAAUUCCUGUCCUUCGAAAGAUGUUAAUCCAGCAAUACCGAGUCCUUUGCCUUCCGCCGGAUCAUCUACGUCGCAAUAUACUUAUUUUCGUGAAUCGACAUCAAAAUUUCCAUCAGUUUUUGUAGAAGCGCCAUCAGAACGCCGAUUUUCUCGAAUACCCAACCAGUCUUCAUUCACUUUUCUAGCAACUCCUACAAAAUUAACCUCUGUAAGUUUAAAACCAUUUAAGAAUCAAUCUGAAGUUAAACCAACAACAAUUUCUCAAUCUAGAGCUCCAAAAUCACUUGAAAUCGAGAAACCUCAUGCUUUUCAUUCUUCUAUUACCCAUGUCCCAUCACAAAUUGGCGAUACCAUUGAUAACCCAUCGCCGGUAUCAAUUUCUCCACCUAAAGGGCAAAUAUUGCGUUAUCUCGCAGAACCUCAUGUUUUUCACAGAGGUAUUAUCGAAAACCCAUCCCAGGAUAACGACACUUUUGGAAACCUAUUACAUGAACAGAACUUUCAAUCUUCAGACAUUUCAUCUCCUCAAUCCAGAGCUUCAAAAUUACGUAAAAUCGAGAAACCUCGUGUUUUUCAUUCUUCUAUUACCCAUGUCCCAUCAAAAAUUGGCGAUACCAUUGAUAACCCACCGCGGGUAUCAAUUUCUCCACCUGAACGUCCAAUAUUGCGUUAUCUCGCAGAACCUCAUGUUUUUCACAGAGGUAUUAUCGAAAACCCAUCUCAGGAUAACGACACUAUUGGAAACCAAUUGCAUGAACAGAACUUUCAAUCUUCAGACAUUUCAUUUCCUCAAUCCAGAGCUUCAAAAUUACGUAAAAUCGAGAAACCUCGUGUUUUUCAUUCUUCUAUUACCCAUGUCCCAUCACAAAUUGGCGAUACCAUUGAUAACCCACCGCGGGUAUCAAUUUCUCCACCUGAACGUCCAAUAUUGCGUUAUCUCGCAGAACCUCAUGUUUUUCACAGAGGUAUUAUCGAAAACCCAUCUCAGGAUAACGACACUAUUGGAAACCAAUUGCAUGAACAGAACUUUCAAUCUUCAGACAUUUCAUUUCCUCAAUCCAGAGCUUCAAAAUUACGUAAAAUCGAGAAACCUCGUGUUUUUCAUUCUUCUAUUACCCAUGUCCCAUCACAAAUUGGCGAUACCAUUGAUAACCCACCGCGGGUAUCAAUUUCUCCACCUGAACGUCCAAUAUUGCGUUAUCUCGCAGAACCUCAUGUUUUUCACAGAGGUAUUAUCGAAAACCCAUCUCAGGAUAACGACACUAUUGGAAACCAAUUGCAUGAACAGAACUUUCAAUCUUCAGACAUUUCAUUUCCUCAAUCCAGAGCUUCAAAAUUACGUAAAAUCGAGAAACCUCGUGUUUUUCAUUCUUCUAUUACCCAUGUCCCAUCACAAAUUGGCGAUACCAUUGAUAACCCACCGCGGGUAUCAAUUUCUCCACCUGAACGUCCAAUAUUGCGUUAUCUCGCAGAACCUCAUGUUUUUCACAGAGGUAUUAUCGAAAACCCAUCUCAGGAUAACGACACUAUUGGAAACCAAUUGCAUGAACAGAACUUUCAAUCUUCAGACAUUUCAUUUCCUCAAUCCAGAGCUUCAAAAUUACGUAAAAUCGAGAAACCUCGUGUUUUUCAUUCUUCUAUUACCCAUGUCCCAUCACAAAUUGGCGAUACCAUUGAUAACCCACCGCGGGUAUCAAUUUCUCCACCUGAACGUCCAAUAUUGCGUUAUCUCGCAGAACCUCAUGUUUUUCACAGAGGUAUUAUCGAAAACCCAUCUCAGGAUAACGACACUAUUGGAAACCAAUUGCAUGAACAGAACUUUCAAUCUUCAGACAUUUCAUUUUCUCAAUCCAGAACUUCAAAAUCACGUAAUAUCGCGGAACCACUUGUUUAUCGUCAACCUCUUGAUAAUGUCUUAUCACAGAUUGACAAUAUUAACGAUAUAUCAUUACAUGAUAUAAACCCCCGAAUUAUAACCGAAUCAUCUCGACAGAAAAAAAAUCCUAUUCCACCUCCAAAAAAACGACCUGAAAAACAAUUUAAUAAAAAUUCACGGAAAAUGGGAACUACUGUUCCGAGUUUUGACAAGUUCGCGGAAAAAAAAGAGGGAGAGAAUUGAUAAAUUUGAUAAGGUUCAAGAAGAAGUUAUAUCUUUCUGUCAAGAUGCAAGAAAAAUGAAUGAACACGUUACAACUCUUACAAAACUGAAAAUUUUAGAAUCAGAACAACGUUUGAAGCAAAGUUGCGGUCACAUUAAUUCAAAUUUUACAAGGAUUGUAAAACCAAUUCAAAUUCGAGAUAGAUUUCUAGAAAAUAUUAAGUUAGAAUGGGACAAUUUGACAUCAGAAGAACAGGAUGAUAUAUACCCCGAACUUCUUCUAAUUUUGGAAAAAUAUUGUCAUCAAGUAAUCUAAUGUUAAAAAAUUACAUUAAUCUAAACUUUUACUAACUUUAAAAUUCUGUUGAAAACAAUUAUAAGAAAUGUUUACU
Messenger RNA from Leptopilina heterotoma, 3491 nucleotides. RefSeq lists its product as uncharacterized. Bases 316 to 3120 code for a protein of 934 amino acids. NCBI's taxonomy places the organism in Eukaryota, Metazoa, Arthropoda, Insecta, Hymenoptera, Figitidae. The record is from RefSeq and is a predicted model, not a curated record. The transcript has 4 exons.